AUCUGAAAAUCCCAAAUGCGAGAGCAGCGCGAAAUUUAAUUCUUAGGGUUAAGGUUUUAACCCGCAGGGGGUUCGAUUUCGUUCUCCAUUUUCGCGUUGCACUCUCAUCGGCAACAUAUUUUCGUUCCGAUACUUGGAUUUCCAUGGCGACGGCAACAGUGAAUGCUCCACCAAAGAGGAAGCCUGUGUUUAUAAAAGUAGAAGAGCUAAAGCCUGGUACCAGCGGCCACACUCUCACGGUCAAGGUGGUGAGCUCCAAAAAUGUGAAGGCUGUCAAUAAAGGUGGACGAUCCACUGUGAUUGCGGCUCGCCCUCAGCAAUUAACUCGAAUCUCUGAAUGUCUUGUUGGUGAUGAGACUGGUUGCAUCGUCUUCACAGCUCGAAACGACCAAGUUGAUAUCAUGAAGCCAGGAAACACUGUGACCCUGCGGAAUGCAAAGAUCGACAUGUUUAAAGGUUCUAUGAGGUUAGCAGUAGAUAAGUGGGGUCGAAUUGAAGUCGCUGAACCAGGCAACUUUGAGGUUAAAGAGGACAACAAUCUGUCACUGGUUGAAUAUGAAUUGGUUAAUGUUGAAGAAUGAGUUCCAACAAUGCAGUGUUAAAUGUCAAUUAUCAUGGAUUUACUUUCUAUUGUGUGGUGACCGUACUGCUAUUUAACUGGUAUCCGUUUUAUAUGGCAACACAAAUCUUGGCAAGGGUAAUAUAAGUUGAUUAUUGCUGUGUGCCUACUAAGUUCUACAUGCUUAAUUUGGAUCCUAAUGUGAUAAAGAUCUGAAAAGAGAACUGCAAUUGUUACUUUCUGGUCUUAUUAGUAGGAAAAGUAAAUAGAAAGUUUUCUCGAUGUA
This is a messenger RNA of Cucurbita moschata (crookneck pumpkin), 845 nucleotides long. RefSeq lists its product as uncharacterized. Lineage: Eukaryota; Viridiplantae; Streptophyta; Magnoliopsida; Cucurbitales; Cucurbitaceae. Bases 144 to 581 code for a protein of 145 amino acids. The record is from RefSeq and is a predicted model, not a curated record. The transcript is spliced from 2 exons.